ACUGUUCUUUGACCUGAACAAAAUGCCAAAAUGGUUUUCUUUUCUUUUUUCGGUUUUCUCUCUCUCUUUAUCAUUCCCUUUCGUCUUCUUCUCAACCCAGAAGAGGUAAUGAAACUUGUUGAGGAAGUUUCACGCAUUCACAGAGUUUUGCAGAGAAUAGAGCUAUGGAUGUUUUGUGCUGUGAAAUGAAACCACCAAGCUAAAGUCUUUCUCUUUCAUUCGGCAUGCUGUUGUAGAAGUGAGAAGGAAGAAGAAAGAGCUUUUUCCUCACGCAAACUCAACCCCUUUUUCGUAUUAUUUGGUCAAGUAUUUCUAUUUCAGCAAGUUCAUCACCUUGGAGUCGAACAAGGACUCACCCUUCUCUGUCACAAGGGUAUAGUACCCCCAACAACAUAAUGAAGCUACCCAAGGAAAAUAUCAUGCUUGAACAAUGCGAUACAUGCGGGGCUCGUGGUUUGAUAGAAAAAGUUGUUACUUGCUCUAAAUGCAGUGCAAUUCGACAUGUUUAUUGCAUUCAAAUUAAUACCACAAUAAUUCCUAAAGACUGGCUUUGUGAGACUUGCCAACCCAAGCAUGAUUCAACUUCACCUCGUAAAGUGAAUCAGGAUGUCGGUUCGUGUGCUAGUAAAAGGAAACAAUAUGUCAAAAGAGCCAAAGUGAAGUACCUUGACUUGGAUGAAGUCAUUAGACUUUCUUCUGCGAAGGCUUCUGGUGGAUCCAAAAAUGUUAUUUCCAAGAUUCCCUCCCUGACUGCAAAAUCAAUUCCUCCCAUAUUACCUCCUAAAGUACUUGGGAAGCUUCCAAGAAAUAAUGAAGUACACAAGAAGACAAUGACUAACCAACAUGAUUCUUGCUCAUUGUUUAAAGUAGUAUCAACCCAGGAGUGUAUAGAAGAAAAUCAGCAACCCUUUGGUGGACUGGUAGCUGGCAAAAAUGUACAGGCCCAUGAUCCUCAGAAAGAAAAGGCUACAAAAGAUGCCCCUUUUGGAGAUUUAUCAGCAACGAAAUCUUUCGCUAUUGUUGGUGGUGAACCUAGCGACCAUGCUGAGUGUAACAGGUCUAAUAUGGAAAAGAGUGACCCUCAGAGUAUUCAGAAAAACUUAAACCUUUAUCGUGAAUUUUUACCCUCCUCAAUUCAUGCUUGGAGACCAUUCUGUAGGGGUCAGAUCCAAAUUCUUCAAACAGCUGCAUCUAGCAUAAUUUAUGAUGGGUUUGAGGCCCAACCACCAUGCAUUGUUAACAAGAAAGCAUAUAAACUUUCAAGAGAAAUGCCAUCAGUCCUGCAACUGGAGUCACUUCCUGCAUUGAAUGUCUUGACUGACAUAUUCCCAGAUGAUUCUCCCAACCUUCAGGAUAUUGCAUUGUACUUCUUUCCAUCAGAACAUACUGAUAGGUUCAGAAAGGACCUGAAUGACAUAUUGAAGUUUAUGAAUGACAAUAAAGCAAUGCUAAGAAGUUUUAUUGGUGGAGUGGAGUUGCUAGUAUUUACCUCAAAUCAACUCGACGUAGACUCAAGGGGUGUUAUUGCUGAAGUAAAGGCUGGACAUUUCCUAUGGGGAGUCUUUCGCCAAUUUAACAGUGAUGAAGGCAUGGAGACAGUUGAUAUGGAAAUUGAUAUGAUUGGAGGAAAAGAUGUGGAGGGAAAAGUUGAUCGCAUUAUGAAAGAUAAACCCAAGAGGCUUAUUAUUUGAAAAGUGUAAUAACAGACUGCUUAUUAUUCCACUAUGUUUUGAAGCAUUUACCUUAAUGUCUGCAUGAAAAUUGCUACGUGCCACAUAUGUUUUGUAUUACACUUACCUUCAAGUUCAUUAUACAUCAUUAC
Molecule: messenger RNA, 1822 nt
Organism: Vigna angularis (adzuki bean)
Lineage: Eukaryota; Viridiplantae; Streptophyta; Magnoliopsida; Fabales; Fabaceae
Exons: 9
Coding region: 396-1691 (431 amino acids)
Source: RefSeq, a predicted model, not a curated record